GGUUAGGGUUAUUAGAACACAGUCACAACCCUGCUCAUAACCUACAUAUCUGAGUGCUAUACUGUUAUUCCCUUUGCAUAAAAUCUAUAGGAUAUAGACACAUAUAAGCUCAAGUAUAUACUCAGAGUGUAUGCAUCCUGGAGCUCUUCUGACUGAGGGGCCAUAAAUACACUGCAACUGUGAGGCACAGCGACUCCCAUUUGAACCGCGAGACUCAUUCCAACCUUAUCAGUGUCAUCUUGGCCCCUUCGAAUCCCUUCUAAAGUACUGGCUAUUCACAACUGUAGCUUGUGCCAUGUCAAAGACCGUCUCGCCCACACCGAGAAACCGGUCGACGACGGACCUCAUGGUUGGAUCGGUGAUACUGUCGGUUUGAGGCGUAAAUCCACUUGAACGUCGAAUACCAGCGACGACAGUUGAAACCAGUACAGCGUCAACAGCAUAAUGCGCCACUCUGCCCAGAACCAUACUAAUGUUUGUUCAGUUUUAUUGGUGCAGUGAUGCGGACAAGUCUGAGUCGCAGGGAGUUGUCGUAUGAGUAUGUUAUGAGUAUGUUAUUGGGCCUUUGGCUUCGAAGAUGAGCGUCGGGCUGUGGGACAACGCGUCUUAUCGGCAUCACAAGCCCGAAUAGGAAACCCAAGCGGACUAGAUAAGCGGCAAAGAUAUAACUUGAAGUUUGCUCAAACGCUUACUAUCACGCUCUACCAUGAUUACAGACGCAAUUAUAGUUGGAAGGAAGGUGGUGUUAGUACCAUAUAGCCGCAAACACGUAGAGAUGUAUCACAAGUGGAUGACCGACCCAGUUCUGCAAGCACUCACAGCCAGUGAACCGCUCACAUUAGAGGAAGAAUACGCAAUGCAGAAUAAAUGGCGAGAAGACAAUGACAAACUUACCUUCAUUAUUUUGGCAAACCAACAAGACGUUGAGACCUCGGCCAUGCCAAUGGUUGGUGACGUGAAUCUCUUUCUUAAAGGAGACCCAAACGAUGAAGACUUUGAAGCGGAAGUAGAAAUCAUGAUAGCGGAAGCUGCUUAUCGGCAACAGGGUUUUGCAUGUGAAGCGCUCCAGUUAAUGCUGAGUUUUGCAACAGGCGCAGCAUCCACAUUUUCCUGCUCACCUUUGGCUCCCGAUGUACCGCCUCCGCCCGUCCCAUUACCAAUAAAACCCUCGUUUCUGGUGGUACGGAUAUCUCAAUCCAAUGCACCUAGUAUCGCUUUGUUUAGACGACUCGGUUUUGAAGUUGUCAAAACGGUAGAUGUGUUCCAAGAAGUUGAGAUGCGUUUUGUAAGGGCUCUCGACUGAUCGUUACAUCAGGAUUAUUACAACAGAUUGGAUAUAAAUAUAUGUGUUCGAGGUCGAGUCAGAAAUACGAUUUUACACCAUGCGAAA
This is a messenger RNA of Serpula lacrymans var. lacrymans S7.9, 1390 nucleotides long. RefSeq lists its product as uncharacterized. NCBI's taxonomy places the organism in Eukaryota, Fungi, Basidiomycota, Agaricomycetes, Boletales, Serpulaceae. The transcript is spliced from 6 exons. Bases 707 to 1303 code for a protein of 198 amino acids. Gene Ontology annotation, molecular function: N-acetyltransferase activity. Gene Ontology annotation, biological process: protein acetylation. The record is from RefSeq and is a predicted model, not a curated record.